Physeter macrocephalus (sperm whale) is the source of this 1067-nucleotide messenger RNA. RefSeq names its product G protein-coupled receptor 119 (gene GPR119). NCBI's taxonomy places the organism in Eukaryota, Metazoa, Chordata, Mammalia, Artiodactyla, Physeteridae. Gene Ontology annotation, cellular component: plasma membrane; cytoplasm. The transcript has a single exon. The coding region runs from base 2 to 1009 and encodes 335 amino acids. Gene Ontology annotation, molecular function: G protein-coupled receptor activity; phosphatidylcholine binding. Gene Ontology annotation, biological process: regulation of metabolic process; adenylate cyclase-activating G protein-coupled receptor signaling pathway. The record is from RefSeq and is a predicted model, not a curated record.
CAUGGAGUCAUCUUUCUCAUUUGGAGUGAUCCUUGCUAUCCUGGCCUCCCUCAUUAUUGCUGUUAAUGCCCUAGUGGCCAUGGCUGUGCUGUCGUUGAUCCACAAGAAUGAUGGUGUCGGUCUGUGCUUCACCUUGAAUCUGGCUGUGGCCGACACCUCGCUUGGCCUGGCCAUCUCUGGCCUAGUCACAGACCAGCUCUCCAGCCCGGCUCGGCCCACACAGAAGACCCUGUGCAGCCUUCGGAUGGCAUUUGUCACUUCUUCUGCAACUGCCUCUGUCCUCACGGUCAUGCUGAUUGCCUUUGACAGGUACCUUGCCAUCAAGCAGCCCCUCCGCUAUUUCCAGAUCAUGAAUGGGCUCAUGGCCGGGGCCUGCAUUGCCGGGCUGUGGUUGGUGUCUUACCUCAUUGGCUUCCUCCCACUCGGGGUCCGCGUAUUCCAGCAGACCGCCUACAAGGGGCCCUGCAGCUUCUUCGCUGUGUUUCACCCGUGCUUCGUGCUCACCCUCUCCUGCGUUGGCUUCUUCCCAGCCCUGCUCCUCUUUGUCUUCUUCUACUGUGACAUGCUCAAGAUUGCUUCCACGCACAGCCAGCAGAUCCGCAAGACAAAGCAGGCGGGAGCCCCGGCCGGGGCUCACCGGCCCCCACGGACCGUCAGUGACUUCAAGGCUGUCCGCACUGUGGCCGUUCUCAUUGGCAGCUUCACUCUGUCCUGGACCCCGUUCCUUAUCACUAGCAUUGUGCAGGUGGCCUGCCAGGAGUGCCACCUCUACCCAGUGCUGGAACGGUACCUGUGGCUGCUUGGUAUGGGCAACUCCCUGCUCAACCCACUCAUCUAUGCCUAUUGGCAGAAGGAGAUACGGCAACAGUUCUCCCAGAUGGCCCUGGGAAUGAAGAAGGGGCUCACCGCAUUCCUCCUCCUUCUCUCGGCCAGGGACGGUGGCCCACAGGGGCCCGGGGAAAGUGCCCGUCACAUCACCACCAUCUCCCACUCAGAGCUUGAUGGCUAAGAUGGUAAGGGCAGACAAGUUUCAAAGUGCCCCUCUCUCCCUUCUCAGAGCCCCAGCU